Suillus fuscotomentosus is the source of this 2315-nucleotide messenger RNA. RefSeq lists its product as uncharacterized. The transcript is spliced from 6 exons. NCBI's taxonomy places the organism in Eukaryota, Fungi, Basidiomycota, Agaricomycetes, Boletales, Suillaceae. Bases 421 to 2202 code for a protein of 593 amino acids. The record is from RefSeq and is a predicted model, not a curated record.
AAUUCACGUACUUAGACCAACUUCGACAUCCUGCUGCACCACCGUCGCAUUCUAGAACGCAACUCGACUGACCGAGCAAUAUUCAGUUACAUCUUGGUCUUUCACGAUACUAUCAUCAACUGUACGUAGUGGCUAUACACCUGUACCUUCCAUGGUUUGGAAAUCUGAUGGUUACGUUGCCUGUCUCAACGGUCUUCGUUUUUAUCUUGGAGCUAAUACAGAUGAGGAGAUAUCGCACCGAUACUAUCCAACAAUUGAACGUUAGAACACCAGACUACUUACUAAAGAACAAUGCUUACUGCACCGCCCGUCGACUAGAUCUCAAGAUAAGUUGCAAUGUCCGAAGGUCAUUGGCGCCACCGGCCACAGCUUGUAUAGUGAAAUCAGGAAAACUCGUUUUUCACACAAGACAAUUAUCUGAUGCUCGAUAACAAAAUUAUAGGCUAUGGUCAUAAGCGAAAAAUAUUUAAUGUGCGUGUCUAUAAUACGCUGGCCUUCCUGUCCCAGCCUCCCAUAAUGAUGGCAGCUUCUUCCAGACCUACAGAAGAAAAUCCGCAUCCAUCCAGCCUUCUUGCAUACAAUGCACUCCCGGGUCACCAGGACUUUGACCCGACAAUAGCUGAUGCGAAGCCCAUUGCUGAUACUGUAACUGAGUUCUACGACCGCAGUCUGACGAGUCGCAAAUAUGCCCUUGUCGGAAUGGCAUGUACAAGUAUCUUCAGCUGCUUAUGUAUCAUUACAGGUAUUGUCACUGUAGCCAGUCACGGAAUCAUGGGAGUAGCCCCACUCAGCAUACCAGUAACCGUGGUCCUAAAGCCUGACGGCCCCAUUCUUAAUAAUUUUGGGUUUCCUCAAUCGCCACUGCAGGCGGAACUAUUGACCCUGAUGCUCGACUUAAUCGUCACGUUAUGUACCGAGUCCACAGGCUUCGUACACGGCAUCGCAUUGCGCUCUGCGCUAGCAUCAGAGUCUCGGCUUCGUUUCAACACCAAUUUGCGCCUUCUGACCGCAGCUCGUGGAUGGCAUAACCCUAAUGGCGCCCUGCUUAAUGGUAUCUCGGCUGUCCUCCUCAUUAUAUCCUACAGCUCAUCCUCACUCAUCGUAUGUGUGGACCAGCGAGUCCCAUAUGAAUUCACGGAUGGAUCCAUCAUACAAGGGAGUGGGAGUGUCGCCAUCGCAGGAAUACCUCUCCUCAUUUUAGGUGUCGCACUCCUCCUCCAGGUGAUCAUCGCAUUGUCAGCGAUGCGGGCUGUCAAAAUAUUGACAUGGAGCUCCUCACCUUUCGACUUGACCGCCGCACUCGUCCACCACACACAUUUGACCCCUGCGACUUUCCGGUGCAUGCGUCGCGUGUCUGACCUAGACACGUAUGGAGGACCAGCGAAGCCACCAGAAACACAGCCCUCUCCAUGGCAUGCUCACCCUAGUAUCCGGAAAGUUGUCAUUUUUCUGUGGGUUAUUGUUGCAGCAUACGCUGGAUGGGCCGCACUCGUCAUGUAUAUCUGGAACCACCCUUCUGUCAACAUGCUGAUCAUGGUUAUUCCUCUGACCCUACAAACGUGGUCGUUCUUCCCAACAUGGGAUAGCAAUUUUAUCAUGUAUUUUAUGCUAGGUGUCAACCUUAAAAGGUGGAUUCUACUCUUUCUCGACAUUUCGGUUGUCCAGGGAUCGUUGACGCUUGGGCUGCAUUGCUCGGAGCUCAUCAUAAAUGUCAUUAGAGACGAAAGACAGUGGAGAUCCGCUACCACAAGGCAAGGACUUAGAGUGGCGACGAACCCGCUGAAGCCAAUUUUCACUCAUCCGCUUUGUCUCAUACUUUUUAUCGUGAAGCCUUUCCUGCACUGGAUGUUUGGGCUUUCAUUCAACAUAGACUCACUCGUCAUUGACGAGACCCUCGAAGAUUUUGCGAUAAGUAUGUACACUGCCCAGAUCUGGAACUUAUGCAUUGCGCUCUUUAUACUUGCCUGUUUUUUCACUUUAAUCUCACUGCUCCGACCACACGGUCCCCAGCCAGCUGCAUAUGGCCACCUGCAGACGCUCGCCAACCUCGUGGAUGAGUGGUCGCCUGUGAUGUGGUGGGGACACAAGGAGGAUGGAAUUCCGUACUGUCAUGCUGGGACGAGCGAUCACCCGCUGCCGGAUGUGAAGAUGGACUGCGUUUAUGCUGGUUCCGGUCCUGGGUCUCUGGUACCCCUCUCGUAAGAGAGAAGUAUAUCUAUGUCAGGCUGGUGAUGCAUUCGCGGUGCACACAAUCAGCGAACGAGACGUACAAUGUUCAUGCUAUCUACUGCGUUCUAGUUGGUUCUUUUUCUUAU